Messenger RNA from Linum trigynum, 8442 nucleotides. The record is from the annotation of a GenBank genome assembly. NCBI's taxonomy places the organism in Eukaryota, Viridiplantae, Streptophyta, Magnoliopsida, Malpighiales, Linaceae.
GUCCCAAACAAAGGAAAAAUGAAUCCCAAGAUAAAACUAAUAAUCCCAUUUGCUGUCGUCACUUUGAUUUUUCAAUCUCUACAAAUGUCUACUUCCCCAACGCUAAAUCAUUGUUGAUAUAUAAAAAGCAUAAUUCCCAAUACACUAUUCACAAAGCGUUCAACCAUAAUUAUUGCAAACUUUAUGAGUAAUCUCCAAAUAGGUCCAUUUUUUAUUUUUCUUUGAUAUUAUAUUUUAUUUUGUAUCUUUUAUUUAUCUUUCAUUUGUUUUUCCAUAAUUUAGGGUUGCUAUUUUUCUAAGAGGUUCUUUUUUCUUUUAUUAUUGUUGUAACCAAUAUUUUUGUUUGUAUUUGAUUUUACUUUCUUACGCAUCUUUUCACUCGCUCGAAUAGAAAAACAAUGAAAAACAUCUUUCGGGGGCCAGUCCCGCAUUUGAUGGAUGUCUUGGCAAAAUAUGUCUCGGAGCAAGAUGAUGGGAGAAUGAGUUUUCGACGAUUCGAGCAUUUUAAUCAGCCCUUUUGGCUAAAAUUGGGCGGAGGAUCCUUAACCAACCUUAGUCCCUCCUGGUCCAGGUCCAUAAGGGAAAAUAUUUCUCGACAGGGUCCUUCUUCACUACUAUGGCGCAUUCACAAACCUCAUUGGGUUGGCAGGGUAUCCUUUAUGGUCGCCAAUUUCGCUAGAAACUGUUGCGCUGACUAAUCAGCAAUGGUCAUACAACAUUCAUUAAGAAUUCCAGCUGGAUUCCUAGGUUGCAUCUACACGCCCCCUGCACACCCAAGGUGAUACCAGAGGAAAGUGAUCCAACACUAGCAAAACUAAUGAUGCCAGGGGAAGGCGAUGAAAUGAGGAGAUACUCAAACACUUGUUCCCGCUAGAGGCAGUGCGAACAAAUAAAGAAAUCCCACUGCCUCGUUAGGAUAUAGAGGACUCACUAAUAUUGCAUGAUACCAUUGAUGGAGUGUUCAUCGUUAAAUAUGCUUAUCACCUAGGGACCAUGAUUGAUCAUAGGCGAAGCAGGUGGCGACAGACUGUCAGUUGGAUGGAUAGAUCAAGUUGGAUUCGGAUUUGGGAGCUCCCAAUCCCACCAAAGUUUACGAUUUUUCUCUAGCAAAUAUUCAAUCGCAUUCUCCCAACCACGAAAGCUCUGAUUGAGUAGGAGGUUCAAGUGCUACCUCGAUGCUCGGUAUGCAUGGCGGACUCGGAGACAAUGGAGCAUCUCUUUCUUGACUGUCCAGUGGCAAGGGAAUAUGGGAACACUUUGGCCUAGAAUAUCUAGGCCAAGGUCUCCCUCGCCAAAACUUCCUACUUUUUCUCAAAAAGUUGAUGUUAUUGCUCAAUCAACCCCAUCAGAGUAUGAUUGUUGUCGCGGCCCUCUGACGGAUCUGGAAAUCUAGGAAUUGGGUUGUCUUUGAAGAUAAACAAUUGUAGUUUAUAUCUAUGAUGCAACAGUAUCAUCAACAAGUUAAUGAAUAUAUCGGUUUACCAACUGAUAGAGUGACAUCAGCUCCCCCCCUCCCCCCAACUAAAUUGAGAGCGCGAUUGCUUCAAACCUUGUCUCGCUUACUUUUAGGUCGGAUGGUGCAACAAGGAAUGAAUCACACUCGGUGGGAGGAAUGGUUAUAAAAGACUAGAGUGGGUCGAUUGUCUUGGCUAGAGUUCAUAUUGAUAAAAUUGAUGACCCACCGAUGGAAGAACUAUUAGUCCUCCUUCGCGGCCAUCCAGUACUGUCUUGGAUUGUGGCAUCUCGUAGGUUCGUUUUGAAGGGGGUGCGAAAGUGGUCAUUAAUAAGAUAAACCAAGGCGAUAAACAUGCUAAUCACUUUGGAGCCAUUCUCGAGGAAGUUCUUUGUUUGUUGACAAUUUCGUAAUGUUCUUAACGUACGAUUUGUAGGUUGGAAUAACAAUUAGGGUAACCCGCUUUGUUGCUAGAAAGACCUUUUCUUUGUACCUUACUACGUGUCGCUCUUUUGAUUUUCAGUCCUUGGUGUAUACCAGAGUGUCAUGCGUUCGAUAUCUUUUUUUAAUCAAUAUUAUCUUAGUAAAAACAAAAUUGAUUGAAUUAUUAGGAUACACAUAUGAGCCGAAAACACCUGAUGCACGACAAGAUCCCACACACAGACAAUUUGUGGUUUCACUUUCACAAGUUACCUCUAUGGGGCACUUCUUUUUCACACAAGCGCACUAAGACGGUAAAACGAUAAAAGCUAAACAAUAACAAUUUGUCAAAACUUAACAAAUCAUUUUCUGGUUGCGUCAAAAUAUCUCUACCCAAAUUCAUCUUUUUAGCUGUCAUUCAACACACUUUGCUCUGCUUCCCCCUUCCCUACCCUUUUGUACAGCUGUGAUCCUCUUUAUCACAGGAUGUAUGAAUGCAUAUAUAUAUGUAUUUUGUUUCUUUAUUUUAUAUUGUUUCUCACGUGUUAUUGGCCUACGAAGCUGAUUGUUUAAGGGAAUUCGGGAAAGGGUUCGCCCUAAAAAACAGAGCAAGGGAAGCAGAGCCUCUUCCCCUGUUUUCCAUAUUUCACUUCAAAAAGUUGGGAGUGCUUGAAGCUGUAAAGCAGGUCCCAGCUUCCUGUUGCCUUCCCAAUUCUCCAAACAAACAAACCAACUUUCUUGAAGUUUCAUUUAUGAAAUAGCAAAAAUAUCCCUUUAACGUGACUGUGACUAAGUGAAAUUUUGGAGUACAUGUGGUCUAUAUCUUCCCACUUGUUCCUCAAACAAAAUGUCUGGCAUUUCAUGUAAUUCUAGUAUUUGUACUAAAAAUAAGAGGUCGUACCGGAAAAAUCAACGGCGAUAACAUAUUUUAAAUUGAAAUUGUAGUUUAAUCACGAUUCAAUUAUUUCAUACCGUUAAAAACCGCCUACCAAUUUAGACUCCGAAAGCGUCGAUACAAGCACCGCAAAUAAUAGGGUGUUUUUCUUGACUAGGAGGAUGAUCGGAUGACCAGCCUUCUAGCCUACCCAAUAUACUUUUGGGGAAGUAGCUUCUUGUUACGUUCUUAACCGGUCUUGUAAAAUAAAUAAUACCCUACCCUUUGAGGGAAAGCUAACAAAACGUGGUUAAGUUAAUAACAAGUUUGGACCAAACAAAAAGAAGAAGAAAAAAGAGAGAGAGGAGAGGAGAGGAGAGUUUUAAAAUAAGAUUCAGAAAGAUAGAAGAAGCAAAGAGGAAGAAGAUGACAGGACAGCCAAUGGAUUUCACGGGCUAUAUAAACCCUUUCCCAGGCCUCCGUUUUUCCUCCCCCCGCCUCUCCCUCUUACCUCUUCACAUCACCACUGUUCCAUUUCUCUCUCGAUCGCCCCUGUUUUCUCUUUCCCCUGCUCUGUCCUUGGACAAAACAGAGUGAAAGAAAAAAAGCUCCAACACCCAGGUAGAUUGGAAUAAAUUUCCCCUCUUCCACGCUUGUCUCUGGUUCGAGUUUCCCAUUUUCGAUUCCAACCCAUCAAAGUAUGAAGGAUUUCACCUUCUGGGCUUUCAUUUUUUCUUGUGACUUAAUUGUUAAGAACCAUGGAAGAUCAAUGUUCAAAAGUUCCCAACUCUUUUCUCUCCCCUGUUUUUCACUGUACGCCAUUGAAGGAAGCAAGCAGCUCCUUUUUUUGCUAAUAAACAAUUGAGUUUCCUGAAACCAAUCACCCAAAACACACAAAAGGCGCCCCCUUUUUCUGCUUUUUGGAAAGACAAAGUUUCAUUUUACAAGUCGGACCUUUCUGAGUUCGCAAAACCCUUACACGCCAAAUUGGAAAGAGAAUCCAGCAUCAGAAAGUCAUUGGUCCAAUUCAUCACCGAAUGAUUCAGUUCCAUUCAGUCGUGGAUUGUCCACUCACUAACUACGCCUUAUCCCUUUUUCCCUCCCCGCUUUGCAUGGAAUUGGGGCCAUGGAUUGCCCACUCCUUUUAUCGACCGUCCCCUGUUUAUUUGGUGCUGAUCUGAGUCGACAAAGUGCCACAAAUAGUCACUUUUCCUUCAGUUGGCCUUACUUAGUAUUUAUAGUCUUGUUCACUUGCUUGCCAUUGAUCCCUCGCCAUUUUCUGUAAUCUUUUUCUUCCCCUGUCAAGGUUAAUCGCUCAAGAUGGAGUACGAAAACUGCUACCUUCAAGCACAGAGGCCCAAAUACGAUUGCCUUCUAUUCGAUCUAGAUGAUACCCUUUAUCCUUACAGCUCUGGUCUUGCAGCAGCAUGUGGGCAGAACAUCAAAGAUUACAUGGUGGAGCACUUGGGCAUUGACAGGAACAAAAUAGUGGAGCUAGGCAAUCUGCUGUACAAAAACUUCGGCACAACCAUGGCUGGUCUCCGGGCCAUUGGCUACGACUUCGAUUAUGAUGAGUACCACAGCUUCGUUCAUGGCAGAUUACCUUACGAGAAUCUGAAGCCCGACCCUGUUCUUAGGAGCCUGCUGCUGAGCCUCCCAUUCCGCAAAGUUAUAUUCACGAAUGCGGACAAAGUUCACGCACUCAAGGCGCUGAGCAGGCUGGGAUUAGAGGAUUGCUUCGAAGGGAUAAUCUGCUUCGAGACACUUAAUCCCACCCACAAAACCGCAGCUUCUGAUGACGAGGACGACGUCGCUUUCGUUGGCCCGGACUCAUCCGCCGCCAACGCAACAACAGCUCCUCCUCCAACCCACCACAAUAAUUCCCCUGCCCCUGCUGAAAUCUUCGACAUUAUUGCUCACUUCGCCAAUAACCCUAACAGCAACAACAACAGUACCUUACUCCCCAAGUCACCCAUUGUGUGCAAGCCAUCGGAAGCCGCCAUCGAACGCGCCCUCAAGAUCGCCAAUCUCAACCCACAGAGAACCUUGUUCUUCGAAGAUAGCGUGAGGAACAUUCAAUCCGGGAAGCGGGUCGGGCUGCACACCGUGCUGGUUGGGACCUCGCAGCGGGUCAAAGGAGCGGAUUACGCACUGGAGAGCAUCCACAACCUGAGGGAGGCGAUUCCUGAGCUCUGGGAAUUAGCAGACAUUGUUACCAUCAAAUCACCUUCAGACAAAGUUGCUGUUGAACAAUCGGUCACAGCUUAAUUUCACCAAAAUCAACCACCCCCACCCCCCAAAAACAAAACUUGGGGAUCACAGAAAAAAAACAGAAGGAAAAAAGGUUGAAAUCAUUGAUUGAUGGAUUGGCUCCCAUCCAUCCAUGGAAGCUCUUGUUAUGAUCACACAAAUUGUUAAUGGUGACCCAAUUUCCUCCUCCACAUAUAUCAUCAUCAUCAUCAUGUAGCUGUAGUGAUGCUCCCUUUCUCCUCUGUCUCUAUCCGAUCACAUAUAUUAGUAUAAUAGGAAACCCAUGAAAAAUAUAUGAGAGAAAAUAAAAGAAGAAUUUCCCCUCCCCCCCGCCUCCAUCAUCAUCGUUGCUUGUUGAAAUCAGUGGAGUCAUUAUCAACCACAUCGUCACUCACUCACUUACUCUGCCAAUCAUUGAUUGAAAGAAAAAAGUAGUAACAGGCAGGCAAGAGUUCCAAACUUCUCUGAGCUAUCGUGUUAAUCCAUCUGUCCUUGAGAUUGUGAGUUAACGACGACACCUGUAGUGAAAAUCUGGUACGGGGAAACCGAAUCUGGUGGUGUGGCUCAAAGAUAAUAGAGCAAGAACCGGAUUAAUAAAUAAAUUACUGCAAUUAUUGGGGCUGCCUUCCCUUCCCUUCCCCCAUGCAUUAUUUUAAGGUUGGUCUGUUGCUCAAGCAACAAUUUUUUCUUUUAUCACAUAAAAAAGAGGCAGCAACGCAUUUUCAGAUACUUGUGCGGAAGGGAAAUGCUAUACGACAGGAUAAUGGGAUCUUUUUCCCCAUCAAUUUGAGAUGAGCUAGUUAGUUAAUUAAUUAUCAGUAUUUGGUAUUAUAAUAUUCGCAUUUGACGAGAGACGCGAUCAAGCAUAAACAACUCCAGCCAGAAAUGAUUUUUAUCAUGAAUCGUUGUUCUGAAAAAGGCGGUUUAAAUUGUUCGCUAGAGAAAGCCAUGAUUAACUAAUGGUAAACCAAUGUCUCCUCUUAUAAUGUAAGUCGUGUUUGUAUAGCGUGAUGUUCCUUAUAUAUACUUUUCCCCUCCCCGACGUGUUUUAGUAUUGGUUAGCUGUUCGAUUGGUUGAUUUUGCUGGAUUUUAUACCUCUCUAACAUAAACCCUUGGGACAUUCAAUAUGAACUAUAAAUUUGAUUCACCACAAGGUUUGACGUGUCCAAACAAAGUUCAAACUCAUGAGUUAGGUUUUUAUUCUUUUUUUUUUUUCAACAACUAAUAUUAUUGAGAUGAACUGGAUCUGAUGGGUUUUAUAAAUAGACUUGAUUUGAGUUUUACAUAGAUCAAAUACGAAGAAAUGAAUUAACCCAAAUUGAAUUGCAUGCAUUUUCAAUCCUUCUCCUCCCUCCUUCUACAUUUUAUCCAGCAGAUGGAUCAAUUCGAUCCAAAAUCUGAACCAAAUAGAGCCAAUUUGUCCUGUCACUAAAUACAAGCCAGGCUAGAGUCCAGAGAGCUAGCUGGCACACAAUGAAUAGAUGGAGCAGGCGCCAUUGGCCAUUUCUGAUGGUUGUAAAAGUUGCAACCUAACAAAAGCUUAUCAGCUGGCAAUGGAAAGUACCAUAAUCAUUCAUGGGAUACGGAAAUUGAACUCUUGUCCUCCUCUGCCUAGCUUCUCUCUUCUUUCUUCUUUUACUUUCAUGUUUGGCCUUCAUAAUCAUCAUCAUAUUCAUGUAUAGAGUGAGGAUUGGUUGUCAAAACCGUACUAAGGCUGUACGUGGAUUAAUAAUGGACUCGCUUUUGUCACAUUGGUCUAUCCAUCCAUCCAAGUAAGUUUGCAUUGAAUCUGACCUACUACUACGGUACUACCUCCUCCAUCUCCCCGCCAGCGGCGGAUCCAGAACAGUAGAGCACUGGGCCGCAUUUCAUUGGAAAAUUCGAUAUCGUAAAAAAAAAAUUAUGAUUAUAGUUUUUUUUUACAAUGUCAAUUGUACACGACGGUCUUUUAAUUUAGCAAAUACAUCGAUAAUUAAAUCUACAUCCAUACCAACUAUGUUUCAAAUAAAAUACAUGAGCAAUCAGCGAGAAAUUCAUCGCUCAUUUUGUUGCGCAAAUCAGUUUUAACAUGUUUCACUGUUGAAAAGGUUCUCUCCAUGGUAGCUGUUGAAACGAGAAGCAUCAACACUAGACAAAUCAAUUGACUAAUCAAUUUGCACUGUGUGUCCAUCCCUAUAUCCACCAUGCUGCUCUAGUAAAAUUUUAAGGGAACAAACCUCAUAUUUCUUUUAGUCUUUUACGCUUUAGACUUUAGGAUUUUUAGUUUUCAUUGUUUUUUUAAACGAAAAACCUUUGGGGCUAGAAUUUCUAGGAUAAAUUUAGAGUAGUGAAUUGAAUAUGUUCAUCUGAAUCAUUUUUCUAAUUAUACACAAUCAUAUUAUAAAAUAACACUUGGCUGAAUGACUAAAACCGACAAAUUUAUAAGGAUUAUUCUAACUCCGGAUCUAGAAGAGGGCUGAGCCGGGGCCCGGGGUGACCACCCUCUGGAUCCGCCAAUGCUCCCCACCCCAGGCAAAUUGGAUUCAUAACUAAUAAUUAUUAGAAUUCAUUGGUUUUUGACAUUAUAUUAGAUGUUUCAAUUAAAAGGUCUCGAUGUUUCACGUUCAAAUAUCCACAUAACUCAACAUUCACAAUUAAUUUAAAUACAAGGUAUACAGGGUUGUGCAAAUUCAAGCUUUGAGUAGAUCAUUAGAAUGCACUCCUUCGUCAUUACACUCACCAACAUCAAUGCUAUUGUGCUUGAAUAUCCACUAACAUGAAUUCUCGCAAUUAAAUUUAAGCACAAGGCAUGUAUUUGGUGAAUGUAAACUCCAAGCUUUGAAUUGGCCAACUCAAAAAAUCACAAUGCAAUCAUUUUCCAGAUUCGCCGACAUACGUGGCCUCGUGUUCGAAUAUUCACAAACCUCAAUAUACUCACAAUUAUUUUUAUGUAGAAGCUGUAUUACUUAGGUGUACGUGAACUUUAAGCUAGCUCUAAAUUUGCCAAUUCGAAUCAUUAGAAUGCACUCUCCAACAUAUAUCAAUAAUCCAACGCUCAUACUAGUUAUAGUAUGAAAGAGAUAAAAUCUAAAACUAGGUGUGUCUUCCUUUUUUAAUGAAAAGAUCGCUUGCAUUACCAAGAAAACACGAGUUACAUCAACAUUGCCAUCGACCGGAACAAAGCACAAAAAUUAAAACAAGUACAACCAACAGAAAACAAAGAAAAAGUUUUUUUAACCACCAAGUGGACUAACUUAUUGUUUGCCUUAGAUAUUUCAUCUUUUCAAAAUAUAAAUAUAUAUUCAAUAAUUAUAUUAAAAUCCAGUAGAGACUAUCCGACUUAAAAAAGAGAGCCCAGUGGCUGAAGCUUCAUGGGUGCAAGACAAGAUCAAAUAGGGUAAUUUAACGUUAUGAUACAAAUUCAUCUUGUACUUAGAUAUUUUCGUAUAAAUUUCUUUACGGUAC